Acanthopagrus latus (yellowfin seabream) is the source of this 7552-nucleotide messenger RNA. RefSeq names its product DENN domain-containing protein 4B-like. The record is from RefSeq and is a predicted model, not a curated record. NCBI's taxonomy places the organism in Eukaryota, Metazoa, Chordata, Actinopteri, Spariformes, Sparidae. The transcript is spliced from 29 exons. Gene Ontology annotation, cellular component: cytoplasmic vesicle. Gene Ontology annotation, molecular function: protein binding. The coding region runs from base 166 to 4707 and encodes 1513 amino acids. Gene Ontology annotation, biological process: regulation of Rab protein signal transduction.
UGUGACCGGAAGCAACAUGUCGUCCUGUGCGCGGCUCGACGCUGCGGCUCCUCACGGCAGACAGCAAACAUGGACGUCACAUGUGAGAGAAUGACCGAAACAUGAUCCUUCCAGUUAUCUGUGGGACAAACCAGCAGAGACAACAAGUGGAGGCAGACAGACGGCAUGACAGAGGAGAAAUGUCCCCAGCUGGUGGACUACUUUGUAGUGGCAGGUCUCGACCCUGCGGGGCCCUGGAGGCCCCUGGACGAGGAUGGAAAGACUUCCACCAACUCGUCUUCGACACCCUCCUCCUCUUCAUUGUCUUCGUCGGGCCGGGCAGUGGAGUCGGUGACGGACCUGGCGGUGAUCGCCCGGGGGCUCGGAGAGGAGGUGCCGGAGGGCUUCACCUGCAUCGAGAGGACGCUGGGCGGACACUCGGCCGAGCUGAGCGCCGGCCUCAUCAACAACCCGCACCUGUACCUGUGCUACCGCCGCGGACGAGACAAACCGCCCAUCCUGGACCUCGGGGUUCUGUAUGAGGGGAAGGAGCAGCUGAAACAGGGCUGGUACGUCAUCGAGACGACGCCCUACAGCCGCUCGGCCAGCCUCAGCGCCGGCGGCGCUCCGACGGCUCACCGGGUGUUCCUGAUGUACCGGCGGGCUCUGGACUCCCAGGGCCUCCACACGCUGGGCGUCACCGACAUCGCCCUGCUGCUGCCCAGCAAAGGAGAGGUCGCCCCGCACACCUUCUGCCGCGUGGACAAGAACCUCAACACCGGCAUGUGGGGUCCAGCGCUGUAUGUGUGCUACAAGCGAGCUGUGGCCAAAGCCAACGCCCUCGUCUACAAAGCCGGUCUGCUCAGUCGGUACCCAGCGGAGGACCAGGAGGCGUUUCCUCUGCCGGAGUCGGUGCCGGUCUUCUGUCUGCCGAUGGGCGUCACCGUGGAGAGCUGGCCUCUGAACACCAAAUACCAGCUGCCCGUCUUCUCCACCUUCGUCCUCACCUCCGCCUCCGGGGACAAGGUUUACGGAGCAGCCAUCCAGUUCUACGAGUCGUUCUCCAGGGAGCUGCUGUCGGAGCGGCAGAGCGUGAGGCUCGGGCUGCUCAGCGUGGUCGACCGGCGGCCCAUCACCAACCGCAGCCUGCAGGUGAAGAAGAGCAUCUGCGUCCUCUCCCACUGGCCCUUCUUCACCGUCUUCCAGAAGUUCCUCACCUUCGUCUACAGAUACUCGAUCUCCGGACCCCACGUCCUGCCGCUCGAGAAACACAUCUCCAGCUUCAUGCACAACGUCCCGUUUCCUUCUCCACAGCGGCCUCGCAUCCUCGUGCAGCUCUCUCCGUACGACAACCUGCUGCUCUGCCAGCCCGUCUCCUCUCCGCUCCCGCUCAGUGGGGCGAGCUUCCUGAAGCUGCUUCAGAACCUCGGUCCAGAGAACGCCUGCACUCUGCUGCUCGCCGUCCUCACCGAACACAAGCUGCUGCUGCACUCGCUCCGGCCCGACGUCCUCACCUCCGUCAGCGAGGCGCUCGUCUCUAUGAGCUUCCCGCUGCGCUGGCUCUGUCCCUACAUCCCUCUGUGUCCGCUGCAGAUGGCCGACGUGCUGCUGGCUCCGAUGCCGUUCAUCGUGGGCGUCCACUCCAGCUACUUCGACCUGUACGACCCCCCCACCGACGUGGUGUGUGUCGACCUGGACACCAACACCAUCUUUCAGUCAGAGGACAAGAAGCCGUUGUCAUGGCGAUCGUUACCCAGAAAGCACGGCAAGACGUUGUUCAACACCCUCACCAACCUCCACAAGACCCUGGAGCAGAUUUGUACUCCCGGUCAGGAGGAGGCGACGCUGGAGUUCCUGUUGACAGACUACGAUCAGAUCUACCGGAGUCAGAAGCAGCUGGAGCUGGAGAUCCAGGAGGCGUUCCUUCGCUUCAUGAGCUGCCUGCUGCGAGGAUACCGAACCUUCCUGCUGCCCAUCACCCAGGCUCCGUCAGACACCACCACCGACUGCAGCUCCCUGUUCAACCUGCAGGGUUUCCUGAAGUCUCGCGAUCGAACGCAGCAGAAGUUCUACAGUCAGCUGACGAGGACUCAGAUGUUCACUCAGUUCAUCGAGGAGUGUUCCUUCGUCAGCGACCGGCACGCCUGCCUCGAGUUCUUCGACGAGUGCGUCCAAAAGGUGGACGUGGAGAAGCCGGAGGAGGUGAGGCUGAUCGACCUGGAUGAGACUCACAGCGGAGAACACACAGUCUUCAUCAUGCCGCCUGAAGAGCCUCAGGAACCGGACGGGUCCGAGUGUCCUGCCCUCUACAGUUAUGAAAUCUUCCCCACACUGAGGCCGGAGCUCUUCGACCGGCCCCAGGACCAGCUGAGGGUCCCGGCUAAGGGCAGCGCCCCCAGUAGCCCCGCCCCCCGACGCACAAAACAGGAGAUCAAGUUGGCCCAGAAGCGGGCUCAGAAGUACUCGGCGGUGCCGGACAUGUGGUCCAAGUGCCUGCUGGGUCACUGUUACGGCCUCUGGUUCAUCUACCUGCCCACCUUCGUCCGGGCGGAGAGCGCCAAGGUGCGCGCGCUGCACACGGCGUACGACGUCCUCAAACACAUGGAGAACCGCAAGGUGGUGCUGCCGGACGAGGUGUGUUACAGGAUCCUGAUGCAGCUGUGCGGUCAGUACGGUCAGCCCGUCCUCGCUGUUCGAGUCCUGCUGGAGAUGAAGAAGGCUGGAAUCACACCCAACACCAUCACCUACGGAUACUACAACAAGGCGGUGCUGGAGAGCAAGUGGCCGUCCACCAGUCAGGGAGGACGUCUCCGCUGGGCCAAGCUGAGGAACGUCCUGUUGGCCGUGGCCCAGUUCAGACAGCCAAUCAAACAUCGACAGAAGAGCGGCUCGGUGGGGUCGCGAGGAGAAGCGAUGAUGGACCCCGAUCAGAGGCCCCGCCCCCACUCCAAUCUGAUUCGUCAGUCCAGUUGGAGCGGUCUGUCUGAGAGCUCCAGUCACGAGUCUCUGACGGGUUCACUGGUGAAGAGCAACAGUCUGAACAGCAUGAAGACGCCGACUGACAAGGUGAAGCUCUGUAAGAAGACCAUCCUCCAUAACGCCGGGUCGAACGGUGACGCCGUCUCCCGCAAACCUCCGAUGGGACGCAGAGACACCUCCACGCCGCCUCCAGCGCCCCCCGGUGGAGUUCUGGUUCGCAGGAGUCAGGUCUGCCUGUCCACCUUCUACAAAGAGUGUGCAGAGUCGGCCGACUCGGAGCCGGAUUGCAGCUGCCAGCCGGCAGAGAGAGACGGCAGACCUGCAGGAACGCGGGACUCUGCCGGCAGAAAUAAAGUCGUAGACGAGAACUACAACAACGUCUCCUCCCCGAGCCGAGGAGGUCUGGCGGGGAAACUCCAGCAGCUUCUGACUCCGACCAGACACCGAGUGUCUGUACGACGAGCCGCCAGCGUGGACGACCGGCGUCCAGGAGGAGGAGGAGGGAUCGGACGGAGGGUGUCGGAACAGAGGCAGUCCAGGAAAGCUCAAGUGGCUGAAACUCUGCUGAAAGCCAAGGACAGGCUGGUCAGCGCCACCUCAGAGAGUUCGUUGUCUGUAGGAAGUGACCUGGACUUGACGGACACGCCCAGUCCAGCUUAUCCUCUGCGCCGGUCCUGGGACGCCAGUCAGGAGGCGACGGGACUGGAGGUGUUGAUGUCCAGCUGCUCUCUGUGUCGCAGCUGUAACUCGCUGGUUUAUGACGAGGAGAUCAUGGCCGGCUGGACGUCAGACGACUCCAACCUGAACUCGUCCUGCCCGUUCUGCUGCGCCUCCUUCGUGCCCUUCCUGAACGCUGAGAUCUGUGACCUCGGACCCAUCAGCAGUGGCGAGCGCAGCAACUGGAACAUGGAGGACGAGGUGGAGAGCGCAGUGAGGCCACCUAGUGGUCAGGAGGCGUCCCAGCGGCACCAGUGUAACGGGCUGAGUGAAGACUCGAGCUCCGAGACGAGCAGCUACUCCGAGAACAGCCGGACGACCACAGGCUCCUCAGUGGGCGGAGCUCCCCAGGUGACGGUGGCCUACCUGAGCCCUCUGGUUCUGAGGAAGGAGCUGGAGAGUCUGCUGGAGAACGAGGGCGAGGCGGUCCUGGCUCAGCCUCAGUUCCUGGAGAACCACUCCAUCAUCUACUGGAACCUGGUGUGGUACUUCCAGCGCCUCGGGCUGCCCAGUAACCUGCUGCAGCUGGUCCGAGCCUCGCCACUGGUCAGCCAGUUCACGCAGUCGGAGAACUCUGCCGUGAGGGUGAGGCUCCUCUGGGACACCCUGACCCCCGACACAGACCAGUGGCCCCCCCUCUACAUCCUCUGGAGGAUCCACAGUGGCGUCCCGAUGAGAAGCUACAGCUGGCGGAGACACAACCACCCGUUCACCCUGUCCUUCCUGGAGGAGGUGCUGCGGUGGGUCGGCAUGAACGAGGUGCACAAAGCCGUCACCCUCUUCCUGGACACGCUGGCCAAACAGCCGGGCUCGGCCUGGACGCAGAGGAGUUUGUACAGAGAGUUCCUCUUCCUCACGCUGGCAGCUAUGGGCAAAGAUCACGUUGCCGCGUUCGAUAAAAAGUACAAGGCGGCGUACACUCGGCUCAGCGGCACUCUGGGUCGAGAGGAGCUCCGGAAGAAGCGAGCUCAGCCUCCCAGCCCCAAAGCCAUCGACUGCAGACGCAGCUUCCACCCGCCGCUCGAAUGCUGAUGAUCCAGGAAGCAGACGUCCCCGACGACUGCUGCGUCCGGCGUUCGUCCCUCUGAGGGCGACGAGGAGAGACGGCACACCCAGGACCCCUGCUGCCUUCACCUGCUUGUAUUCUUCACCUCUCUGCUGCCUCCUGGUGGAUGUCGGAGUGACGCGCUCCUCCCUGUCCUCUGUAGCUCCGUUUGCCUCGUCGAUGUGAAUCCAGCAGCUCCUUGUCUCCAUUACAGAUCCUGAAGCUGAGCUGAGCUGACCUGAAGAGUCGUAGAGAAACAUGCUGAGAGACGUCUAUGCAUCAGUCUGAACGUGGAGUCCUGCGUCACCUGAAGGCAGGAAAACUGGCGGUCGUGCAUGUCCGGAGGGAUCAGCUGUGUCGCUGUGCACUUUUUGUUUUCCCCUGUUUUUUAAGAUACACGAUCUGAAGAGCUCGUCAUCUCUGCUUGCUGUAAAUCUUCUGAAAGUGUGAAAGUUUUACCCAGAGACCUGUAGGACGUCAGAUUUACCUUUUUACCAGUGUGACCAAGGAAGGAUUUAAUGAGGAAAAACAUCUAAUAAGGAAUAAAAAGGAAGAGCAGCGCCUCCAUGAAACGCUCCAAACUUCUCAUCAUCUGUCUGUGUUUGUCCGGGUGUAAAUAUGACGAGGCGGCGUGUUUCGUUUUCUGAAAGGGAAAUAAAGUGAGAAAGCCAGAAGUCAAGAAAGAAGCUGAAACUUCUGUUUGCUGGGAAUCGUCUCGAAGGCCGACAGUGUUCCUACAGCUCCAUGUCAAGAUCUCCUCCAACAUCUUAAAAGAAGAGUUUUUCAGGACGUCCAUCCAUCGUUCAAAGUUUGAGAAUCUCAAGGAAACGACCAAACAAGAAGCGGAGACGUUUACACAGAUCAUCAGUUCGUCUUCCAGGUUUAAUGAGAAGCUCCGACAUGUUUCAAGCUAACGCAGCUGCCGUCGUUCAAAUCAGGAAAAACAUCGAAACAAGAAGCUCAUCAGUCUUCUCAGAGAAAAGUCUCAAAACCUAAAACAGAACCGAUUUGAGUCUGAUCUUCAUUUUCGGUGUCUGGACCUGAAGGGUGCUGCUGACUCGGCUCGUUUUGUGCAGGAAGUUGUUGUGAGGGUUCGAUUCAAACGAGAUGAUCAGAGCUUUUUUAAGUUUCAUGUUUUCUGUUUCCACUUUUUGAGAUGAUUUAAAGGGAGUUAGAAAACAAAAAGAUGAGAAGGAGCUUAAUGAGGGAUUAUUGGACAUUAAUGUGUGUACUGAUGCUUUGAGACCUCAUGUCGUUCUCAGCUGAAGUCUCUGGUUCGGCCCGAGAGUUUGUUGAAGUCACUGAUUUAUUGGAGCUCACAGGAAUCGAUCUGAGCACAAAAAACAAAAACUUCACAGUUAAGAUCUUCGGUGGAUUUCAGGUGUUGAAAGCCGAAUAACUAAUCCAGUAAAACUGUUAAAUGACGUUAAUUAAAGAUUAUUUUUAGAGAUGGACAGGAGUGUGACAUGCAGCGAUCACGUGUCAUCUCCACACUCUGAUUCAGACGGUUGUGUUGUCAUCACGUCCAGCUGCUGCACACAGCGAACACAACAGAUCUGAUCAGAGCAGGUGACGAUUAAAUCAUCUCAGCCUGUCUCACCCUCAGGGGUCUGAUAUUAUUUUUAAGAUACAAAAAUGUGAUAUUAUCAGUUAUGAUGUCAGUUAUGGAUCAUGAGAAGAGAGUAAUUAUCAGCUGUCUUUAUAUAAAGAACCUAAACACAGGCUGUGAUGCACUUCCUGUCAUAAAUAACGUCAAUAACAUGUUGAUUUAAUGAAUCAGACGGUUGGAAUAAACUCACCGAGAAUAAAAGAGGGUUAGUACUUUUAUUAGUUUUAUUACUGGAUGUUUGGUUUCUUAAACAAAUCUCACUCGUUGUUCCGAACCAGACACUCAGCAGAGAGCGGCGGGUCGUGUUGGGGCGUCCUGUGGAGCAUGCUCAGUUUGUGUCUGACCUGAUCUGAUGCACGUUCACUUCCUGUCUGUGUGUCUGACUGGGAGACGUCCAGUAUGUCCGCUGACCAGUUCGGCCUCCUGCUGUCCGUCACUGAGCAGCAGCUCCACCCACUGACGGCCUCUCCAGGCAGCUCGGCAGCAGCAGACAAACAUUUUACUGAAUCACACUUGCACCUUUCAAAAUAAAGCUACUGAGUACUUUUUAAUUUACAGUGAAGAAAAAUAAUUCAGCAAAUACAAUGCAAAUUAUAAAAUAAGAUAAUUUAAACCGUUUUAACAAAAGUCUAAUUUACCGUCUCAUUUAACAUUUCUCUGUGUGCAGAAUAGAUCAGAGAAAUCUUCCUGAUGCUGAUCAAUCAGUUCAGGUUUAACCAGAGAAACUGAUGUCUGAUCAGAUUUCAGCGAUAAGCUUAGUAGAAACUGGAGGUGUCGGAUGUUUUUCAGUGGCUUUUAUAUCGUCAAACAGUUCACUGAUUAAACCAAACCAUCAUGAUAACAGAUCUGUGUCUGCGCUGCCGCCAGCUGCUCCGGAGCAACAACACACUGAACCUGUGAAAUGAUUGUGUGUGAAAUGAUCGACAAACUCUGAAGUUUACUGUUGAAAAGAUUUUUUUUUUUAAUGUGAGCGUUUGUUUGUGUCUGCUGAUGAGUGAAGCCUGUGAGCGUCACAGAGAACGACACCACUGUAUGUUUUAAUGCACCGGACUGCAGAUGGUUUUAAUGCUGAGUCGGCGCGCAGCAGAGGAGUGUAUUUAAAAUAGAUAAUUGUGUUUGCUGUUGUAAUUUAUAUUUGGCUGUGAUUUCAGUUGUAAAUGUUUGUUUUUUUAAGAAAACACAGAAAUAAACGAGGGAUGAGCCCCAAAAGUCUGAAAAUCUUC